Prionailurus viverrinus (fishing cat) is the source of this 2377-nucleotide messenger RNA. RefSeq names its product matrix metallopeptidase 21 (gene MMP21). The transcript is spliced from 7 exons. Gene Ontology annotation, cellular component: extracellular matrix. Gene Ontology annotation, biological process: collagen catabolic process; extracellular matrix organization; proteolysis. Lineage: Eukaryota; Metazoa; Chordata; Mammalia; Carnivora; Felidae. Gene Ontology annotation, molecular function: metalloendopeptidase activity; zinc ion binding. Bases 1 to 1686 code for a protein of 561 amino acids. The record is from RefSeq and is a predicted model, not a curated record.
AUGCUGGCCGCCUCCAUCCUCCGUCGGAGCCUGCUGCUCUGCUGGCUCGCUGCCCCCCGGGGCGCCGGGCCAGAGCCACUGUUCCACAGCAGGGACCGCUCGGACCUGGAGCCGCCCCCGCUGCGCCGGGCCCAGCCCAUCGCGGACGUCCUCGCCGCGCAGCGCUUCCUGUCCAAGUACGGCUGGGCCGACGCGCCCCCCGGGCCCGGCUCCCGGACCCCCGGCCCCGCCGCGCCGCCCGCGGGCCCCCGGGCCGCCGCCCUGGCCGAGGCCAUGCGCAGGUUCCAGAAGGUCAACGCGCUGCCUGCGAGCGGGCGGCUGGACGCGGCCACGCUGGCGGCCAUGAACAGGCCGCGCUGCGGCGUCCCCGACACGCGGCCGCCGGCGUCCCCUCCGCCCCGGGUGCGGCCCAAGCGCUUCGCGCGGCCGCUACGGCCACGGAGCCCGCGGCCCGAGGACGCCGCGCCCCGCGGGGACACCCGGGCCUUCGCCAAGAGGACGCUGACGUGGCGGCUGCUGGGGGAGGGCGCCAGCGGCCAGCUGUCCGUGGACGAGCAGCGGCACAUCCUCAGACUGGCCUUCAGGAUGUGGAGCGAGGUGACACCGCUGGACUUCCGGGAGGACCUCGCCGCCCCCGGGGCCGCGGUGGACAUAAAACUGGGGUUCGGACGAGGCCGGCACCUGGGCUGUCCCCGGGUUUUUGAUGGCAGCGGGCAGGAGUUUGCACACGCCUGGCGCCUGGGCGACAUCCACUUUGACGAUGAUGAGCACUUCACACCUCCCAGCAGUGAUGCGGGCAUCAGCCUUCUCAAAGUGGCCGUCCAUGAAAUUGGCCACGUACUCGGCCUGCCUCACACGUACAGGACAGGAUCCGUAAUGCGGCCGAAUUAUACUCCCCAGGAGCCUGCGUUUGAGCUGGACUGGUCGGACAGAAAAGCCAUUCAGAAGCUGUACGGUUCAUGUGAAGGAUCAUUUGAUACCGCAUUUGACUGGAUUCGCAAAGAGAGAAACCAAUACGGAGCAGUGAUGAUGAGGUUUAGCACGUAUUUCUUCCGCAACGGCUGGUACUGGCUUUACGAAAAUCGCAACAGCCGGACACGCUACGGGGACCCCAUCCCGAUCCUCAGUGGCUGGCGCGGAAUCCCAACACAAAACAUAGACGCUUUUGUCCACCUCUGGACGUGGAGAAGAGACGAACGCUACUUCUUUAAAGGAAAUCAGUACUGGAGAUACGACAGCGACAAGGAUCAGGCCUACACAGAAGAUGAACAAGGGAGAAGCUACCCCAGAUUGAUUUCGGAAGGAUUUCCUGGCAUUCCAAGUCCUCUGGACACUGCCUUUUAUGACCGAAGAAAACAGUUAAUUUACUUCUUCAAAGAGUCCCUCGUGUUUGCAUUUGAUGUCAACAGAAAUCAAGUACUUGAUUCUUACCCAAUGAAGAUUACUGAGGUAUUUCCAGGAAUAGAGCCACAAAACCAUCCUUUCAGAAAUAUAGAUUCAGCCUAUUACUCCUACGCACACAACUCCAUUUUCUUGCUCAAAGGCAAUGCGUACUGGAAAGUGGUUAAUGCCAAGGACAAACAGCACCAGCCUUGGCUUCCUUCAAAUGGCUUAUUUCCAAAGCAGCCCAUCUCAGGGAGGUGGUUUGACAUUUGUGACGUCCAUGCCUCCACCCUGAACAUGUAAGGAGAAAAACAGGCAAGUGGAGAAAGGGAUUUCUCUUCUGAGAGAAAGUCGGGUCUUUUACAAAGAAAAUAAACCAGAUCUUUAGUAACCGAAACAAAUAGGGCUAAAACCCAGUGGAAAAAGCUAUUACCUGAACUUUUCAAAUACGUGGUUUAGAAGUCCGUUUUACAGGCCAAAAAAAAAAAAAAAGAAAAAAAAAAAAAUUACCAAAUGAUUUGAGGACAUUUUUAGGAAAGGUUAAAAAAAAAAAUCCUGACACAUCCCUGUCCUUCUGCCACCCGUCACCCCUGUACCGAUUUCAUGGCUGGAUGGGAACGUAGCCGUGGCCAAAGGAUCCAAUCACGGAAGGAGAUACGGCUCCCUGAACACAGAAGCGGUGUUACUGCCCUGAAAACAUAGGGAUUCAUCGGAAAAGCUCCACUACGGCGCUCCACACUUGCUGGCGUGGCAACUUACGUUUCCCUCACGGACAGCAUAUGGAAGGUUUCCCCACGCAUUUCUCUCCAUCUUCACAACUCCGUCGGAGUGCCAAGGCCCACACUACUUUGCACAUUUCUAGUCCUAGAAACUGAAGUUCACCGUUGUGUCCUUCCCAGCAGGGUCAACGCGGUGGCUGCUGGCGACCCCUGCCUCUGACUCCAGCCCCAGGGCCCUGGCACCUUCUCUCCAUCCCUGCCCUGAAAUUAACUGA